Mya arenaria is the source of this 4357-nucleotide messenger RNA. RefSeq lists its product as uncharacterized. The record is from RefSeq and is a predicted model, not a curated record. Gene Ontology annotation, cellular component: membrane. Bases 162 to 2897 code for a protein of 911 amino acids. The transcript is spliced from 4 exons. Gene Ontology annotation, molecular function: G protein-coupled receptor activity. NCBI's taxonomy places the organism in Eukaryota, Metazoa, Mollusca, Bivalvia, Myida, Myidae. Gene Ontology annotation, biological process: G protein-coupled receptor signaling pathway; cell surface receptor signaling pathway.
GACGCCAGCGAGAGCAUUUUUGUAAAUUCUAGAAAUUGUCAUUUCCAUACAUUUCAGAAAUUUCUUGGAUUUUUAAAACUUUAUUUAUCAGACUUUAAUACCUUCAUGAAUUACAAGCUCAUGAGCAUUGUGUUUAAGUGGAAUAAAAGUAUUAAUUUAACAUGACUUUACUGUGUUUUAUUCUUAUUACAUGUUGCGGUUUAAGUGUUGUGAAUGGAGAUGAAGUAGCCGAAAAGGCAGUAAGGGAAUAUAGAGAAUUGUGUCCACUAACGACGCUUUGCCCAUCGCGCUCGAAGACGACACCAACUCCAACAACAACAAGAACUAGUGGCAUACAUUUUAAACCGUUGAGACAUAACAUUGCUCCCCCGGAGUGGCCAGGUGGCUCAUACGCUUGUUGUUUGGAUUGUUCAUGUGAUUCCAACUGUGGCCAUGAUUGCUGUCCUAAUGUUCUGGAGGAUUUUAUGAGUCCUGCUGAGGUAGAAGCGACCCGCCAGUGGCAGUGCGUCCACACACAAUAUACAAAGUCGAAAAAUGACUAUAUUAAUAUAGAUAAUUCUUUUAUACUUGUUGGACAAUGUCCAAGCCGGGUCAAGAACCAAGACGUAAAGAAGAAGUGUUUGCAAAAGUACGACGAAUAUGAUUUUGCGGAAGGUCCGCAGUACUUUGUGCCAGUGUCUUCUAGGUUUAGGACGUACAGAAAUAGAUAUUGUGCAGAAUGUCAAGGGGAAACGGAUGGUGAUCUCAUACCAUGGAGUAUGCAUUUGGGAUGUGAAUAUGGCAACGCGUUCUUGAACAGGUUUACGGAUAUCCCAUCCCUUCUUGAUGAGCGGACGGACUGCUAUAUUUUCUUCCAACCACCAGAAGAUUUAACUGCAGGGUUAGUACAUUGCCUUAUAUACACUAACAGAUGCAACGUAACGGGAAGAUGGACGACGUAUGACCCCGAUAUUGAGGCAGCCUGUCUGUCAUACCGUUCUAUUUACUUUAACUACAAUAACGUACAUUGUUACUUGUGUAAUGGUGGAGAUGCAUCAAAUGUCUCUACCUAUUGUUACGAUCGUGGACAAGGUAUAUAUCGUGCUCCAAAGUACUCAUUCAUCUCGUUGCUUGAUUUUAAUGACCUUGAAAAAUCCUUAAAAGCGGAAGGGGUAAUGGUGCCUGAUGAAAACUGUGAUCAUGGCUACAUACAAGAUCCUUCUGAGGGUGGAUGUAGACGUAUCUCUUGUGCCAAAGGACAAAUUCUAGUAAAAGAUGGGACGAAUAUUCGAUGUGAGGUGCCAUUGAAAACUGCAGUUGAUUCGUUUGCAGUUACCUUUCAUUUGAGCUAUGUACUAACUAUGAAGAAAGAUUUCAAUUCAUUUAACCCACCACAUUAUCAUAAACUUCAGACAGUUGCCUUAGAAGACGUUUACACUAAACUUGAGUUUUUGCCGUUUCGAAUUUCAGGUUUUAACCUCUAUAUGUUUACACAAUUAAACACCAGUGUCGAUGAGCUGCUUGGUGUUUUAAAUAAAACUGACGAUGAAGAUAUUUGGCCACACGUUAAACAGACAUAUGUUUCUGUAUCGCUUCAAGUUGAGACAAAUCCAACUAUAAGUGAAGUCGGUGAAAUGCUUCAUGAUAUGGCUCAGGUUUUUACAGCCUCUGAUGAUCUUUACCUCGUAUUCGACAUGCAAUACACAACAGCCCUAGAUUUUGGACAAAUUUCAUACAAUACCAUUAGCCGCAAUCACAUGGAUGUGCUAUCAAUACCCUUAUGGAUUAAGUCUGGGAUUGAAAACUCGUUUGCUGACGAACACGGUAAUGACAUACUAUUGUUCAAGCAAGGUGACAAUUAUGGAUAUCAACAACCUUUUUCUAGUCUUGAAGUAGAAGUCUGGCCGAAUCCAACAUGUCCAAGAAUUAAUCUGCUUUCGGAUGAAACUCAAGAGAAUACUAUUGAAGUGCUGUUAUCCACAUAUAACGAGGAAAACACAUAUGAAAAGCGUGGACUGGUAUGUUAUGAUGAUUUCAUCAAGUAUAAAUUUGGUACUCCAGUGAAACCCAGUUACCCAAGUUCAGACCAGAAUGCCUUAGCAUGGAUAACAGUUAUCAGCAUGAGCUGUUCGAUUAUUUCUCUUGUUGUAACUAUAGCUGUGUACAUGAGUGUGCCAACAAUGCGACAUCUUCCUGGCCUGAACAACAUCGCAUUAUCAGCAUGUCUGAUUCUAUUUUAUGUGUUUGCUAUGAUGAGCUUUGUUAAUUUUGAUAUAUCCUUAAUUGCUUGUCAAGUUCUAGGUGCUGCAUUACAUUUCUCUUUCCUGGCGUCCAUUUUCUGGAUGCUCACAUGUACAUUCCAUUUCACAUUGAUGGUCACAUCUGAUAUAAGCUUUUCAGUAUCUUUAAGUAUCAAGAAACAGUUUCUGAGAUACAUUGUAUUCGUGUUAACAGCGGCGUCUGUUGUAGUCCUCAUUCACAUUUCUAUAAGUUACAUGACAUUAGAUGACAACUCCCUUGGAUAUGGUGGGCAACCGUGUUUCAUAGCAAAACCGUUUCUCAUACUGUAUACAGCUGCUAUUCCAUUAGGGUUUAUUAUUGUUAUGAAUAUUGCGAUGCUAGUAUACGCGUUGUAUACUAUUUCGAAACACUCAAGCGUUAAACCACAUUCAACGCGACGGAACAUUAGUACGUUAAAGAUAUUUGUAAAACUGUCUUCCCUAACCGGAAUUGCUUGGCUGUUUGGAUAUAUAUACCAACUAACUCAUGAAACCGUGGUGGCCUAUCUCUUUGUUAUUUUGACAGCAUGCCAAGGUAUUUUCAUGAUGGUUUCGUUUGUUUUAAACCGCCGGGUUUUUAAGUCAGUGUAUGAAUCAAACUUUUCUUCAACGGAAAUGUCGACACGACCCAUUGCUUGAAGAAUCAGUCUUCUAAAUUUCUAAUAAUUUCUGUACUGCAAAAUAUUUAGUACGUGGUAAAAAAAAACAUGAACUCACUUCAUUGUAACCAAACAAUUUGGGGCGGAUCCAAUAUUUGAUGUUAGAGGAGGCGUUACUUUCAGAAGAAUUUAACAAUUUCUAGCUCGAAAAUGUGCAAUUUUAGCGUAUUUUAUUAUUUCCUACUCCGAUAUUGACAUAAAAAGUAAAUCUUGAAGAUUUGAUAGGGGCGCGAGCCUGGUCCGCCCCCCUCCCCCUGGAUCCGCCAGUGACGAUAUAUACGCCGUUUACCAUGUCAGGUUUCCUUUUAAGCAUGGCCUGAAGCCGUCAGAGUUGCAUCAGGAAUAAACUUAUGGCAUACAGACACAUUGAUUUUUAAAGUCUUUCAAGUAUAUAGCCACACUUAAAGCACGUUUGAAAAGGCUAGAUGAAAGAAAACUGUAUAUAAUUAUACAUCUAGAGGCACUUAUUGCAGUUUUAGCAGAAUUUUGUUUGUUUGUGUUUUUUUUGUAUAUUUUUUAUUUUUUUUAUUUUGCUGGUAUUUAGUGGUAUUUGGAAUUGCAACAUAACAGGAAAAUGUCUUUCGAAUGUUCAAAAUUGAUGUAAACUUUACUGGAAUCCUUACGUCAAAAGCGAUACAUAUUACCACUAAUCGCCAAAAGCAUAUAUGCUUUCAUAACAAGUGAAAUAAGAGCUAAUUUUCUGCUCAAAUGCGCAAUAAUGUAGCAUUUCAAAGAGCAUUAAAAAUAAAUAUACAGCAUAUGAGACUAUUGAUGAGUUUUACAAAGGUCUGUAGAUUUUUAAAUACUUUUGAAUACGUUCCGCGUAUGUUUUAGCAUUGAUACGAUAUGAUAUAUCUCAAAUGAGUGUUUAUUUUGUAUCGAAUUCAUUAAACGAGUUCAUUUAAAAACGAGGCUCUGCCGAUUUACAUUUUCAAAAAAUAUUCAUCGCGAUUAAAAAUUAGCAGUAUUUUAUGCAAUUGAGUAUUUGUUCUUUAAUAGUGUAACCGACAACAUACGUUUGUAUAAAACAAUAGUUGAUUUUUGUUAUGUCGUAUAUCAUUGGUUAAAUGACGUCGAACUUAUCCAAUCGGAGCGCAAUAUUGAAGUAAAAAAUGACGUCAUAACUCCUUGCGUGCCAUACAAAAUGAACGUCAAGUUUAUCUACACAGAGGACUAGGCAAAUGUUAUUAUGGUGGAAUGCCUGGAAACGGUUGCCUCGCCAAACAAGGGGAGUAAUUCUGCGACAUUAUUGUAUUAACACUAUUUAUGUUGUCCGGUUAGCGCAGUGGUUAGCGCACUCGCUUUUCACCAAAGCGACCCGGGUUCGAUUCCCGGCCUGGGCGCAUGUGAGUUUGGUUAGUGGUCACCAAGCCGGACAAUCGGGUUUUCUCCAGGUUCUCCGGUUUCCCCAACAACACAAGACCACACUCUCGCGCAACA